CAAACCAUAAUGAUGUUCUCCCGUCCAUAGAGAACAAAUAAAUGUAUUAAUCAUCCAUGGCAACGGUCAGGAUGAAUUGUAAAAUCGCCAUGCAUUCUUAUUUAACGAUGACAUGCGAGAACAAAUUUUGAAGAUAAACCACAUGGUGAAAUAAUUAACAUAAGAUAAUCAAUCAUACUUGAUUUGAAUUUAUAAUGUAAUUAUUUUUCUUGUCUGAUUAUUCAGAUUUCUUCUGUUGACCGUGGUGAGUAAUAUUACAAUAUUUAUCAUUUUAUAUUUAUUUUUCUAUUUAUUAUCUAUAUUACUAGUCAUAUUACUAUAAGCCAUCCAGCUUAUAAUCGGUCUGAUUAUUAAUUAAAAAAUGACUUAAUAAUUGCCGUGAUGCAAGGGGGCUAUUCUGCCAAUAAAACUAAGUACACAUGCAUUAGCUUAGGUAGUUUGUAUUAUACUAUUCCACAAAAAGUUUUUUUAAUAGAUUUCCUUAAUCAUUUUUAUUUGCAUAGUAAUAAUAUAAUAAUAUUAUUGAUCAUUUAAUAUCUUUAUUAAAUAGUCAUAAAACUAAAGAAAUACUAAAAUUAUGCAUCUCCAAAAACAGAAAACAGCAGAAUUAAAGCAAACAUCAAGUAGGUACAUACAUAUACUUCCACUUUUUAAUAAAAAAAAUAGACCCCCCAGAUUGUCAAAAUUUAUUAUGCAGCAAUCGUUCUUUAAAUGAAAAAAGAUCAUUUGUAAGUAGUAUGUUAUAAGUUAGGAGUCACUUGUCUACCCGCGAACAGUACACCACCGUCUGACUUUUUAAUAUAUUGUUUCACCACUAGAAUCGAAUAAUUCUAGAACUUUCUUUAAAUUUCUUUUAAAAUUAUUUAUUAUUAUUAGGUACUCAGGGAAGUUUAUUACCCUUUACUAUUCAUCUAGACUAAAUUUUAAACUUUUUUUAAACCUAUUACUCAUAAACAGUAUUCAGUACCAAUAUUACUACACAUAUUAUAAUGUUGGAAAAAAUUCUCUAUUUGGAUUCACAUAAAAGGAGAUUUAUGUAUGAUUUUUUUGUAUACACUCAUUUAAGGUAACUUAAAAUAGUCUUAAAAUAAUAAAGGUACAACAAUUUCAAUUGAUUGAAAAAACAGACAUUAAAUUUACUAAUAAUCCUCUAAGAAUAUUACUGGUUUGUGGUCAAGAUAUGCUCUAUUAUUUAAAAUAUUCGUAAUGAAAUGUUUGGUUAUGUAUGGCGAUUAGAGUUGGUUGCCGUCUAAGACAGUAGCUGCGAAUUGUCAUUGACAAUUAUAAGUACCUAUUCAAUGUUAUUGACUGACUUUUUAAAACUAAUUACUUGAGUAUGGAAUCUAUGAAAUCAAUUAAAUCUACUGAUUUCACUAUGAUAAAAAUGUAUAUUAUUAGAAACUUUACAGUUGUCCCACGAAAACUCAAAUGCAAUAACAUUUCUUUUGUUCCUUUUUUUUUUUUAUAUUUAUGCACUAUGAUUCCCUUAUUUUAUAUAUUUUUUAUUCUUUUAAAAUUAAGUUUAAUUAUUUAUGAAAUCCAAGAUAGACAUUUUAUAAAUUUAUUUUAAAACAAAUAUUUAGAUACUAAUUAUGAAUUUUUAAGUUUUUAAAAUUGUGUGAAGUUUACAAAAAAUAAUUUUUAUUAUUAUUAUCUUAAGUUUUAUAGUCUGUUUAAGCUUAUUACUGCAUCACACAUUUCUACCACUACUACCUCCUAAUUUUUCACUCUUAGGGUGUAGUAAGAUCCCUUGAAACUUUAUCAUGCUAUUUUUGUUUAGGUCUGCCUUGUAGUUUCUUUCCUAAUGGUUUCCAAUUCAGGACUUCUUUUGCGAUCAGAUUUAUCUUAGUAUGUGACCUAGUCAGUUGAUCUAGUCUUUUGGCUCUAAUUUUCCCAAUUAUGUUUGGUUUCAAUUCAAAGGCGUUAAAUAUUUCUUCAUUUUCUUUGUCUCGUUUUAAGUUAUUCACUUUUGAUCCCCAUAUCUUCCAUAGAAACUUUCUUUCUAUUAAUACCAAUUUCCUCUUAUCCUUUAAAGUUGUUGGCCAUAUUUCGCACUCAUAUAUUUUGAUAAGUUUUUCUAUUUGUAAAUCUCAUUUUUGAUUUCUUCAAUAGAAGUUUUGAUCAUAGAUACCUAGACACUUUGUGUAGACACUUGUUACCUGCUGACACAUUUCUUAAUCUCUUUGUGAUUGCAUUUUGUUUUGUACCUAUGCAAUUUUUAAAUGUGUACUCUCUGACCUGUAAAUCCCUUGAUUUAUUUAUUGGUAAUUUUUCUCACAUUAUACACACAUUUUAUUUUGUUUUUAUAUAUUUUAAAUUCCAUUAUUUAUGCAUUUUGUAAACAUUUUUCUAUUGCUAACUAUAUAUUGUUUUCAGUGUCUCCAACUACUACAAUAUCAUUAGCAUAGGCUUAAUCUUAACCAAUACUGAUUUCUCGAUAUCAGUUCCUGUUUAUUUACUAUGUAUGAUUCAACUUACCACCUUCAGUUUAAUGUUAAAAAGAAUGCAUUACCUUGCUUUAAUCCAACUUUGGUUUUAAAUUCUUUAGAAUGUGUUUGCUCGAAACUUACUUUGUAUCUUGGUUUUUUUUUUAUACAUAUUAUGAUAGUUGAUCUUAACUUGGCUGGUAUACUUAACAGUUCUAGUGUUUCUUAAGCCAUUUGAUAUCUCAGCAUAACCGGCCAGGCCAGUGGACGUUCGCGCUACAGCGCUAUGAAGAGGCUUUCCUGAACGCAAUUCAAGACCGGCUGGGGUUGUCAACUGGGUAGGGCAGAUUGGGCUCCAGGCUAGUGGGUUUUUGAACUGGAGCAUGAAAACCUGGCCCCUACAAUAGUGUUAAUUAAUUUUAAUUAGUUAUUAAAGGGGUGCUUCGAGACAUCAUAUCUUUCUAAGUUGUAUUUAUUUAAUUUGAUUUGUAUUAUUCAUGUGAGCCUGCUCUGCGAAGGGGAAAACAAGAUUUCCUACAAACUAAUUGUACUAUAAUAUAUUAUGGCAGUAUCGGAAAAUUAAUAUGAAAAACAGAUUCUACAUUGCUGUUAGUUUAAAUAUGAAAAUAAAAGAAUUUGUUUCCAUAGGGCUUCAUUUUUAAUGGUAUCGUGCACUUGACCAAAAUCCAUGUUUAAUAAAUAUAGUUUCUUAUUGAAUUUAUAAUAUUUCCUUAUCAAUUGCUUGAGCAUGAAUAUAUGGUCAGUUGUCAAUCUUGCUCACAAGAAACUACUUAGGGUAGUUUUAAAUAUGUCUCCUAUAAUAUCUACUGUAUGUGGUUUUAGGUAGUUAUGAUAAUGUUGGAGAAUAUUUUAUUUUGUUCCUACUUAGUAAGAAUAUUCUUCUAUAAUUGCAGUAAUCCACCAUAUCUCCUUUUUUUGUAAAUAAGGCAGAAAAAUGAUGUGUUCCAAUUAUUUUGCACGCCAAUAUUUUUUCUAUCAUGUUUUACAUCAUCUACUUUUAUCUCCUAUCUUCAAUAGUUCUGAUGUUAUUUCAUACACCUUCAGCUUUGAUAUUUUUGAGUAUUUUAAUGGUCAUUUUCACUUCCUUUAAACUAGGUUCCUUAUCUUCUGAUUCUACUAUCAUAUAUCUAGUAUUUAUUUGGGGUUCAUCAGAACUCUUAUUUAGACGAUAACAAAUUAUUAUUUAAAAUUCCUUUACUAUUUCUGUCCUCUUCGUUAUCAAUGUUCUGUUUUUGUUUUUCAUUAUUGUUGUUUUUGGCUUAUAGGUAAGCGCAUUGGUUUUUCUGAAGAAUUGUGUUUAAUUUGUAAUUCUUCUAUUAUUUUAAUCUUACCAUAUUUUUUUUCUUUUUGACUAUUUCUUUUAACUUCUCGCUGUUUCUGGCCUAGCAAGUUUCUUUUUUUGUUGCUAUUAUCUUUAAUCACUUCCAAUUUCACUUUUUUUCUGUCAUCUAUUACCUUUUGCAUUUCUCAUUAAACUAUGUUUUUACUUUUUCUUUUGUUCUUUAACAAACUGAUUUCUUAGCUAUCAAUUUUUCAUUUUUAUUUUUUUUUUUUAAUGCUAUUCCAUCUACUUUGUCCUAUUUUAGUUGUUUUAUUAUUUUAACCAGGUAUCUUUUUCAUGUUUGUUGUUUUGUGAGAUUUUCUAAAUUCAGUUUAUUCGUGGUUAAAAAUUUGUUUUUCCAUUCUCUGAGUAUCUUUACUCCACAAUAACCUUAACAUGUUAACUGCGGCAUGGGUUGAAUUGGGUAACCUCUCUUGUGAGGACCUUUUCUUACUUAUAUUACGAGAAUCGUUUUUAUAUUAUAAAAAUAGCCAGAAUUUAAAACUAUGACAAAUGUAUUAAUGAUCUUAAAAAGAUCCUUCCUAUGCGGAGAUGCAAGAACAAAUGACAUUUUAUAGCCUGGUAUUAUUGGGAUUGUUAAAAAAAUAAUGACGAGUUGUUGGCGACCCCUAUAGAGAACAAAUACGUUUUGUCGUCAUCAGCUCUCAAAGUGUUAACCAAGAACUAAUCUGAAUGAUAGCACACUUUUUGGUUACAUCUUACAUCUUGAAUCCAGUGUUUUAUUUGGUGUGUUAAAUCUAUCUUUUUUUGUUUUUUAGAGCAUAUUUGGUAAUUUUCAAAAAAUAAUUAUAUAUUUAUAUAUUUUAUUAUAGGUUUUUAAGAUAUAUAAUAGUUAUAUCUAUUCCUUUAUAUUUAAUAAUAGGAUGUUUAUACAUUGAAUUAUAUAAAUAGAUAAUUUGGUUUAUGUUUGAUCGAUUUCCAAAAAAAUAUCAACUAUUGAGAAAUAAUAAUAGGUAUAAUUUCUGGAAACAUCUUAUGAUUAUAUUAUGUUUUGUAUAAAAACAUACGAUUUCAUAAUUAAGUAACAAUAGAUAUUUUAACAUAAAAUUUGUUAGUUUAGUUAUGUUUUGUAUUUUAGGUGAACACUUCUAGACCAGAAGAUAAUUUGAACCUAUAUAUUUCAAAUAUGGAGGAACAACCUGAGGUAAUAUUAUUAUUUUAUAGUAACCUUAAAUUGGGUGCAUUUCAGUUGGACAUUUUGUACACUUGAAUCCAUCCCGGGGUGUUCUACCUGGUACAUAUAAAUGCUCACACUACAAUCAUGACGUCACCAGAUCUGAGUUCUAUUUCAUCAUUCCACUCUCACAAAGUAGGUGUAAACGUUCGACUAGCAAAGUAAUUGUAUGGAUCUUUUUGCUAGUGGAACAGUUUAUGAGCAUGAAUGUGAGUGUGAGUACUUUAAGCGCAUAAGCAUCCAACAGGAACUUAUUGUAUACCUUGAAUCCCGGAAUAACAAUUUUCAAUGGAAAAAAUAUGAAAAAAAAAAAACUUAUCUAAAACAUUUAAACAUUUAAAUAUGUUUAUAUAAAUAUUUUAGAUACUUGUAGUAUUUAAUAUUUAUUCAAUUUUACAAAAAGUUUGGUGUUUUUAAACAUAUUUAUUUGUAAACUGUUAAAUAAAAUCCUUGAUAGGUAUAUAGUAAUUAAGGUGUUUAUGAUUUUGCAUGUUCUACAGUUUUUAUUUAUAAAUACAUAUUUUGAGUUUUUGUUUUUAUUGUUUAAGUGUAUAUUCACGAUUUUCAAUACACACCGCGAACAAAUAUUAUCAUUUUAUAUUUUCUUUACUGAAUCUAAUCUGAGUUUGAUUAUUUGUAUUUUAUAUAGAUUGUAUAUGAUUUAUCACUAAUGUAUUGUUGAAAAUUUGAUAUUGCUAAACUGAAUAAGUAGGAGGGGUUUUGAAUAGUAGCAUUAAGUAAAAAAAAAAUCAAAGUUUGAAUAUUAUCAAUUCAAAAGAGAAAAAUAAUGUUAGUGCUUGUUUUCUAAAAAUUAUACCAAUUAUAAAUUCAAUGAGCAUAUAAUAGGUUUGGUCUAGGUUAGAUCUAUUUUUUUUUAAUAUGCCAUUUAUUAAUUUAUUUAUUUAGCUUUAUUUUGAUGUAUAAAUGCAUACAUAUUUAUAAAUUUUUUAGUACAUAAACAUUUUAACCCUAAUCUUCAUAUUCUCCUUUGCAUUUAUUCCAAUUAUUUGUGACCAGUUGCUCGUCUUAAACUUCCACUUGACCCAAUUAUUCUUGCAUACACCUACCAUCUUCAUAUCAAUUUCAUGCAACCACCUAUUUUUCAGUCAAUAGAAAUAAAGAUGGGAUUAGUGUAUUAUGUUACGGAUGGAGAGUAUUUUGAAGGGGAUAAAAUUGAUGUAUACAAUUUUCAUUAAAGUUUGUGUAUUUACUAAACUCUUUCGUAACUUCACCCAUUACAAUAGAAAAUUAGUAAGAGUUAAAGGAUGACUCCUGAUGUACACCUUCUUUAACCCAAAAUCCUCUGUCAUAAGUCUUCUCUAAAUCAAUAAAGCCAUAAAUAGGUUUUUCUUCUUUACUUUUCUACAUUCUAUCUUACACAAAGUACAGGUUCCAUUGUCAUUCUCUCUGCUAAAAAACCAAACUGGGUUUUAGAUAUUCAUGUGUCAAGUCAUGAUCGUAACUCUUAUAAUAAUAUUUAUUAUAUAGGCAUGUAUAUUCUUAAAAAAAUAUUUUAUUUAUACCUAUAAAUAGCUGCAGCUAGUAUCCCUACAAUUUCCUGGGAAUAACUAAAAUUAAUAUAACAUUAAUACUACCAGUAAUUUUUUAAAAUGUUUAAUAUUGACCAAAUUUAAUUUUGUGUAAUAAAUGUAAUGUAUGUUAUAACUAUUAAUUAUAAUAAUUGUGUUUUUUCCCAACAUUCAUAUUAUCAAGCUAUAUUGUUGAAAAAUUACUGUGAAAAUUAUUAUUGUUUAAACAUUUUUUUUAAGAAAUUUGUUCCUCGUGAAUAUCAACUUGAGCUUUUAGAAGAAGUAAAAAAAGAGAAUACAAUCUUAUUUUUGCCAACUGGUAGUGGAAAAACGUAUAUAGCUACAAUGCUCAUUAAAGAAAUGGGAGAAUGUUUAAAUAAGUUAGUAGAUAAACAUAUUGUAAGAAAUAAUAAAUUUAAAAUAUUGGUGUUUUUAAUAAUUUAUAACUAUUUGCAGGCCUAUAGGCAAAGGAAGAAAAUGGACAUUUUAUAUUGUGCAAUCUGUGCCAUUGGUAAACCAACAAGCAAGCAGUCUAAGACGACAUUUACCUUGGAAUAUAGGCACAUUUAGUGGUGAUAUGAAUGUUGAUUUUUGGUCUCGAGAUCAAUGGAAUAAUAUAUUAGAAAAAUGUCAUGUAAGUAUCUAGAUAAUAUUUAAUAUCUUCUACCUUCUCACAUCUGAAAUGAGACAAUUUGUCAAUGUCUUGUUUAGAACUCCUCAUACUCUAUUUAAUAAAAUUCUACACUGUCAUUAGACCUAAUGCAACCCUAUUUGUCACCUUUUACAACAGGUAGAUGUACCUUGGAACUACCUUGAUUUCCCUUAGGAAGAAUUGUAUUGUCAACUAUAAAUUGAAUUCUUAAUUCCUAUAGAAACAGUAUCGUGUUUUAUACUGGUAUAAUUAUUAUGCAUAUAAUAUUUUAGAAAAACAUUCUCUUUUUGAAUGUGAGUUUGAAUAUCUAAGUUGCUAUUUAAAAAACCGAAAAAAUAAUUAUAUUAAAUUUACUUAAAAUCUUUGUAGAUAAUCGCUGGUUUUCGGAUUUAUAUAUAUUUGCAUAAUUUAUCAGACUAAGAUAUUUAAAGUUUGAUAAGAAAUGUACAUGACUUAAAUCAUUCUUUUUAAAAUUGUUACUAUCUUAUUUUAUAAUUUUAAUAACGGGAAUUAGGUAAUUUUGCUCUUGUGCACCAUUAUUUGAGUCAAGGUUAUUGCCCGAAAAUACAAACUAAGGCUAUAUAAAAUACUGAUAAGAUUUAUAGUUAUGUAUGCAUGUGGAACUUAAGACUUCAGCAAAGUCUAACAAAAGAAGAUUAAUAUUAUUUGAAACCAAAAUUGUGUGUUAUAUCUACGAUCCUAAAAGAAUACAUACAGGAGAAUACAUAUGAACGAAGAAUAAAUGCAGAACUGAAUGUAACAUUUCGUAUGUUAGGCUUAGUAGGAAUUUUCAAAAGCAUAAGCUGGGUCUGACAUUUCUCAGAAGAGUGGUGGGCCAAAUAUUACAUGUAAUCACAAUAAGGAAAUUAGACAAAAAAACAAAAUACCAUGACUGCAGUGGAUUGAGGUUAAGAAAAACCUCAAGCUCAAGUGAUGAAGAACAACUGGCUAAUGACAGGGAAGCAUGAAGAGGUGUGGUGGAAGCCACAAUUGUCCUACAAGGUCUAGAAUAAGCUAAACAAAAAAAUAUAGAUACAAAUAUUUUUUGAUACUUAACCGUUUCAUCAUUUUUAUGUUAUUAAUCAUAUUGUAGCUGAAAUUAUACAUAUAAAUCUUAAUUUAUAUAUUUGUGAUAUUUUAAACACUUGGAAAAUGUCAAAUUUUAGCAUUUUCCCCGCAUAUUUUACAAAUUAUUAUUACGUAUAUAUUUUUUCUUUAUUUCUUAUUAGGAAGAAGGAAUUACUAUUUCAUCUUCUUUUAUUCGUUUUGCUGUUUAUCAAGUAAAACUUUAAAAGGUUAACUUUUUUUGUAUACAAUAGUGGCUGUAUCACGUACCUAACUUUUUAUUUGAUUUUUUUCAAUCAUAAUUUUGACAGGAAUAUCUUAUAAAAGAAUAUCUAGGACUUUUACAGAUUCAUGUAUAUUACUUGAUACUUUGGUUCCCGUAGUAGAUUGAACUUCUAAAUUAAAGACUUAUAAUUUUAUAUGUGUUAUUAUUGUUAAUAAUCAAAACUUUUAUUACUAAUAAUCAUGAAAUGAGAUGCAUGGAAACAUUGCACUUAUGUAGCUCGUCUUAACACCAGGUGUUCUAAUUUAUCAUUAUUGUUUACUAAUGUAAAUUGUAUUACUGUAUGCUUACCUUGCAGUUCACACUAUGGUGGCCCUUAGCUUACUUUUGUAAUUUUUUUGUCUUACAAUUUGUGGCAUCUUCUCAUUUGUUUUUAAUACUUCAAUAAAAAAUAACUGGACAAUUUUAAAACAAUAUUUCAUGUUGAGUCGUGUCCACGGGCAAUUAAGAUUGAGUAGUUUAUUAAUUUUAGAAAAAAUCUAAACAUUGUGCUUUAUAUUUUAUUUUUAUUUUUUGGUUUUAAGUUGACAAAGUCUUGCAAUACCAAUUAAAUAGUAAAUGUUCCAAGGAUUUAAAAAAUGUAAUUUUCGGCAUUUGCUCAUUAUUUUUAUUAAUAUAGUUACAAUUUUAAGUAUCAAAAUAUGGCAAAAUGGUAUUUUUUUGAUUUAUUCAUCAUAUCAGCUAAACUAUAUUACUUUUGUACUACUAUUUCCCAAAGAUUUAUGAAUAGUGACAUCAAUAAGUAUAUUUAAUUAUCGACCAAAAACCCAUAAUGGACCUUAUCAAUAACGAUAAUGUUAACACAAUAUUGUUUUCUGUAUAAAUAUAGGUUAUCAGUGAUAAUUACUAAUAUGUCAUACAUUAGUUUUAUACUGUCAUUAUAGUCUAUUUUGUUGUAUUGUAUGAAAUAUAUAACUGAAAUAUAUUGAAGUUUAAUUAUGUCGAAAAUUGUAUUAUUCAAAUUAUAAAAUUUUACAUUUAAUUAAAAAUUAAGCAAAUGAAAUAACAAAGCAGUAAACUGCCGUCAAAUUUACAAGUUUUAAAAAAAAAACUUUUUUAAUAUUAGAGUUGUUAUAUUAAAGCAUGUAGGAUAGUGCCUAGUUAGUGAUUUGUAAAGUAAUGAUUUUUUGAAUAAAAGCUCAUAUUCCUACUUCUAUUGAAAAAAAUUGUAUAGAAAAAGUAAUGAAUUUAUAUGAGGAGUGGAGAGCUUUGCAAAAUCAUGCUUGAUGAAUGACAGUAAGCCACAAUCAACAUGAAGAGUAAUUCUCAGUCUAAUUUGAUAAUUUACUUAAUGUAGCUCAUAAUAAUUGUGAUGCAAUAACUGUGAUACCCCACAGAGCAGGCUAUUAAAUUAGUUGAUAAGAGGAUUAUAAUACACAAUUGAAAACCUAUGAAGAGCAAAAACAAUUUGUUUUGCAAGUUGUUUGUGAUAAUAAAAAAAGGUUUACUGAUUGUAACAAAACAAUAUAAAAGCAAUUCUUAUAAACAAAUACAAACUUUAUAAUUAUUUGUAUAAAAAAAUAAUAGAAAAAAUUAUAUAUAUGUAUUUAUAUAUUUCAUUCAAUUUGUAUUGAAAGAGUUUGUCAAUUUAAAAUGAAAAUAUUCUGUAUUAAAAUUUUAUUUUUUUAGAUUUUUUCUUAAGAAAUGGCAGAACUAUUACUCAACUUCAAGGGCCCAAAGACAUGGCUUAAACUUGAAAUAUUGAUUUCAAAUUUUGCAAUUAUUAUUUUUUAAGGUGUUAAAAGCAAAUAUAUCGCAAACAAUUUUAAACAUCUUUUCUUAAGAACUACCCUAAUGCACACAUAAUAAUAAAAUAAAUAAAUACAAAUUUCUUUAAAUUUUUAAAAAAUCCUACUAAAAAGUAAACAAAUUAUUUUUUAAAUUAAAACUGUGUAAUUAUGAUAAACUUAAUGAAAACCAUAGCGCUUGCACUAUGUGAGACAUUUUGGUGAAAAUAAACAAACGCUAACUAACUUAUCUGACAGAUACCAGAAAUGUACUGGUUUUAUAAUGAUGCUAAUUUUUUUCCUAUAAAUAACUUUUCUACCAACAAUUUUACCCAGAUUUUCAAGUGUGGCACUUUUUCUGAAAGGAAAUCUGAUUGAGGUGGGUACUUUUGGUGGUAAUUUUUUUAUUUUUCCAGGAGUUUUCUUAAUAAUUGUGAAAAAAUGGGAACAUUUUAAAAUGUAUUAUUUUCAAAUUGUAAAUAUUAAUCUUUCAAAUCAUGUAUAACUGAACUCUACUCAGAAUUGUGUUUUGCAUUAUCAAUGAUUAAUAUUUGAGUACAGGUUUACAUUAAAUUCCCCCUCUACCUUCCCAAAUUCUCACCUAUAACUGUAGCCUUUGAAAUAUUAAUAAAUCAUAUUUUAUUAGAAUCUUCAAAAGUUGUAAGUUAAUGUUCAGAGUACAUUCACCAAGGUGCUGUGGAGUAAUUUUAGAUUUAGAGCAUAGCGAGGGUUUUAUUGGUUUUACUAUGAUGCAUUUUUUUAAUUUUUUAAAUCUGUUGAGACUUUUCUAACAUUAUUCUGUUGUAUAGAGUGUUGUACUUUUUCUGAAGGAAAUUUUGUCUAGUUUGUGUGUAGAAAGUGGUUGUUUGAUUUUGUGUAUAGCUUUUCUAAUGCUUAUGAAAAAAAACAUUAGAAAUAUAAAGUGUAAGAAACACAAGAAAUAUUAAAAAGUGUAAGAAUCAUAAGAAAUAUGAUAAGUAUACAGCAAUUUGGUUUUUUUUUUCGAUUAAAUAUUGAAGAAACUUUACACAAAGUACUUGUAUUGGCCUUUUGUAGGCAUGGUAGAAUUUUCAAAAUAAUUCUAACUAUUUUUAGACUAUAGGUAUAUAAUAUUUUCGUGUUUUCAUAUUAUGUAUUUUUAUUUGAUAGGUAUUCAAAUUAUGACUUAGUAGAAAUGCUUCAAAUUGUAUUACAAGGUACAUUAUAAGUUGUAAUUAUUGAUCUACAAAAAAAAAAUUGAGUUUAAUGUAUUAGUUUUUUGUUGUAUUUGGGAAUUUAUUUUUUAAAAUUCUUAUUGACAGUUAGAAAAAACUAGUUCUUAAGGUUAAAACAGAUUUAAUGAUUAAAAGUAAUGUUGUUGGCAACCGUUUUAUUUAUUUUUGUUGUAAUUAAGUUGCUUUUAUUUUAAUUUCAUUUUUUUUUUUUUCAAAAAAAUAUCGUAAAAUUAUAUAUUGUUGAAAAAUCAACCUGUGGUGCAAAGUAUGUCCAUCUUUUUUUUUUAAAUGUCUAGUACAAAAGUUGUUAAAAGGCAGAAAAACAAUAUCUACUUAUAUUUCAACCAAUACAUUCUUCACUACACUCAUACUUAAAGAAAAAAAAUAAAAUUACAGGAAAACACAUGUUUAACUUUAUUCCUGUAUCCAACACCUUAAUUAUAAAUAUUAAACUUUACAUAUUAAUAUUAUACAUUGAAUAUAUUGAUGAAAUGAUUGCUGAGGUGAAGAAUUCCGGAGCUAAACUAUUCAGAUCUCCGAGUGGGGACUGCUAAUACAAUUUCGUCAAAAGCUAGGUAUAAUACAAUAGCGACAUGGAUUAAAAGAUUGUUGGAAGUUUGUGGAAAACUCAAUAAUGUUGGAAAUGGAAUGACUUAAAAUUGAUGUUUUGGGUAUGAGCGAAAUAAGAUGGACCAGGCAAGAAGAAUAUAGAAUAAUGUUUAAUGGCAAUGAACGUAAAAUCACUGGGGUAGGCUUAAAAUUGAAUUAAAAGCUUGGUCAUAAGAUCAAUACCAUCAUACAAUAUAAUAAUAGCUAUUCAAAUAGAAUCAGAACUGUUAGCCACUUUUAUAAUUCAAGUAUUUAUGCCCGUGUCUAGCCAUAAUGAUGAAGAGAUAUAUAUCAUCUAUGUAAGAAGAAGAAAUGUAUGAAUAAAUAUCAAAAGAACCAGAAAUUGCGAAAGGCAAAGAUAAUUUAAUUAUACUAGGGGACUUCUUGUAGAAGAUAAAUUGAAACGAGAAAAGAAAAAGCUUUUCACCACAAAAACGUUAUGCAGUAAUAUUAGAAAAACAUUGGUAUGGAGCAGUCAUUAACAAUCCUAAAAGUUGAUAGGAAAAAAAUAGAAUCUUUUGAAACUAGAUGUUGGAGAAGGGCAUUAAAAAUCUCUUGGACCAAACGAAUGUUAAAUGAAUAGGUGUAUCAGGAAACACAUAAUGAAAGACCAAUAUGGACAACAGUUGGCGAGAAGAGAAAAAUAUUGAUAGGACACCUAAGGAACAAUACAUGGAUAUUUUAUAAUUAAAGGAAAAACCAGGGAGAGGAAGGCUCAGAGUGUCUCAUAUACAAAGCAAAUCAUGUUGGAAUUAGAUAAGUGAUCUUAUGCAGAAUUGAAAAAAGUUGCUAUGGAUAAGGAGAAGUGGAAGAGCUGAUUUAGUUCAAUAUUUAGACACUUCCAUAUUAAAAGGUUUUGGAAUAGACUGGAAAUUUGAUGGUUUAUGUUUAUCAAAUUUCUAUUUGAAUUUUCUUUUAAAAUUUUAAAUAAUCUAUUUUAUUCUUAUUUAAAAUUAAUGGUAAAUUUAUUUAUAAUUUUCAGAUUAUGGUUAUGACUGCUCAGAUAUAUUUAAACAAUCUACAUCACGGCUACAUGAACAUUUAUGAUGCAAAUUUAAUUGUUGUCGAUGAGUGUCAUCAUGCUGUAGCAUUACAUCCAUUUAAACAAGUUGGUUAAUUUUGGAAAGUUAAUUUCAGAGAAAUGUAGUUGUUAUUAAAUAUUAAAUAAAUAUUUCGGGUUGUAUAAAUGAAUAACUGAUAAAUACUAAUAAAAAAAAUCUUAUGCUGGAGACGGGUGUGCCACUGUUAUAGGUGGAAACAUAGGACACAUAGGUUAUUUAAUUUAUAUCUUUAAGCAAUACAAAAUGAUUCGGACCAAACUUAGGUUAUACAUGGUUUGAAAAGUCAUAAUAUUUACGAUUUUUUAUCAAAAAUUUACAUUAAAACUAAAUAACUUGUACAAAGAAUAAAUUACAUUACAUUAAACUUUUUUUAACCACUAAGUAUAACUAGUAAUAAAUCUUCUAUUAAACUUUUAAUUUUCAAGUAUUUCUGUUUGGUUGAACAAUUUUAUCUGCAAGGUACAUACCAAAUAAAACUGACGUAAAAACUCUCAAAAUUAAAAUGUCUAUAAAUAGCUCAAGUUUUUUAAAAAUUUACCAUGUUGAGCAUAAGCAAAUAUAAAUUUUUUGUUAGUAAGUUGUUUUUUAAUUGAUGCAAUAUUUUUGAUAGAAAACUUAAAAAUAUAAAAUAAUGAAAUUGUAAACCGCCGUAAAUAUUUGUAGUUUUCCGAUCAUUUUUUAUUCAGUUCCCAAUUUUGAAAACCUCUUGGAAAUUCAAAAAAUAGUCACCACAAUGCACCAACUUGAUUAAAUUCCCUUUCAGAAAAAGUACUACACUUAAUCUACUAGAGUAAGUAUUCAUUUUGAAAAGUUGUUGACAGACAGAAAAAAUAUAUAAAAAUAAAUCACACAUAGUAAAACUAAAAUAUCCUAAAACUACCGCAUUACACUUACCUCUUUAUUAGCCUCUAACUCUUAUUAAUUUUAAAAUAUUUUUAUUUCAUCAAAUAAUUUUAUCCACAUUAAACCUAAUAAAAACUUUAUACACUCAAAAGUAUGUCCAAUAGCUAAAUCACCAGAAUGUUUAAAAUGAUCCCACUAAAAAAGGCUGAUAUAUGUAUUUUGUGAAACAUAUCAGAUUUUCACGUUUUAUUUAACCUAUUUAAAAAAAAAAAAAUAAUGAAACCUAUAUGGUAAAUUUUCCUCUUUUUCUCAAGUUUUUUUGCAAUUAUAAAAAAUAUGAGGAAAACUUAAAAACAAAACCAUCAAAGAAAAUUUAAAAUUAUGAAUUUGUUAACAAAACCGAAAAAAAAAUAAGAUAUAUAUAGUAAGUAGUAGUAUAUAUAUAUAUAUAUAGUAAGAAGAGGUAAAUUUAUGAUAAUAAUGCUUAUAUUAUUUUCCAAUUUGUUAUUUGCUGUAAUUCCGUUGUAAAUAUUCGUAGAGGAGACUUGAAAUUUGGACAGAAAACUUUUAUUUGCCUUUUCUAAACAUGGUAAAAUUUUUAAAAUAUUUUAGCCAUUUUUGAGCUAUUUAUAGACAUUUAAAAUUUUUUUUAGUUAAUACUCUGUGGAUAAAUUGUUAGACCAAACAGAAAUUUUUAAAAAUUUAACAGAAGGUUUAUUACAAGUCGUACUUUGUGAUAAAAAUACAAUUUAUUGUAUUGUAGAAUUUUGAUGAAAAUCUUAAAUAUUACAGCCUUUUAAAACAUGGGACUUCGUUAAAAAUCAUUUUUCUUUAGCAAUGUUUAAUUGUUGCCUACUGAAAUAAAUUAUUUAAAUUCCCCUCUAUAUCUUACCUUCUCAACUUUAGGAAGGUAGGAUAUAGUAUAUACACCUAUGAUAGUAGCUCACCCAUCGUGCGAAGUAUGUCCAGACUUUUUAAACUAUAUUUUGAAGAAAGUUUUCCUCUUUCUAACUAAACGAAAAUAUUCUAGAUUGGAUUACUGUACGAGGUAUUAAAGUUUUUCCUGUAAAAUAUGAUUUGAGCAACAAAACAUAAGUUUAAGUGUAUAAAAUACAAUUUUGCAUUUUUAACUAAGUGGUGAUUAAUUAUGGGUUUCAAAUUUUUUCUAAUUAUUUAAAAGUCUAAUUUAUAUUCUAGUUUAAUACAUUAAUUAUAAGGUUUUCAAUUAUCUACUGCCGAUGCUCACUUAGGGGGAACAUAUUUUUUACGGACAAAUAUGACAUUUUAAACUGAAAAGUCAGACAAAACUAUAGGAAAUGUUUUUUUAAAUUUUUAAAACGUAUUUUGUGUGAUUUUUUACAUUUUUACUUUUUAAUUAGGUUAUAUGAUGUGUUAAAUAUUAAAAAAAUAUAAUAUUUUUUUUAUGAUUUCGAUUAAAAUAAUUACAUUUUUAUUUCCAACUGUAUCCUAGUAAAGAAUCAAAAGAAUUAUUUGUCAAACAAUUCCUACAGUUUUGUCGAACACAGGACACACUGUAUACAUAGUUUCAAUUGUGAUUUCUUGUUGCUUAACUUGAUCAUGUAUUAAGUAUAAUUUUCACACAAAUUAAAACUGUGAGUUCUAAAAAAAUAUGUGUCAGAUUAAAAUUUUUAAAACAAUUUAUAUAUAUUACAAAUAGGCUAUUUUGAAAAAUAAAAAAUUUAAUUUUGAUUUAAAUACAUAAACCCCCAAAAGAAAAAUGAAUAGGAAAAAAAAUAUGUAUCCAUUUAUCCAGAAAUCAUUUUGAAAACAUCCUGAUUAAUAAUUAUUAUUUUGAUUGUAACUUUAUAAUAAUUUUCUUUUUUAUAAUUAAUUGAUCUGUUGUAUUAUUUUAUUUUCUAUUCAAAAAAAAAAAAAAAAACAUUAGAUAAUGCAAGUAAUUCAUGAUACUGAUUUUCGAAAAAAGACGCGUCCUCAUAUACUUGGACUCACCGCUACUUUAAUUAAUUCAAAUGCCAAAAAUGUCAAAGAAGAAUUAACUAAAUUGCAACAAACUUUUAAUGCUGUUAUAAAGACAAGAUAUGAAAAAGAUAUCAAAGUGUAAUAACUAAAUAAAGAAAUUAAUUAUAAGAUAUUAAAUACAUUAAUAACAGUUUUUCAGCACGCCCAGAGGAGUUUAUACAUUUAUAUGAUGAGUAUAUCAUUGAUAAAACAAUGUUACCUGUUAUUGAUAAAAUAAGAUUAAUUAAUGAUUAUGUCAGAAAAUUUCAAUUGCCUAUUAAUAGUAUACCAAUUGUAGAACAAAAAAAGAUUUUUUACUUGGACUAUCAAAAACAACCUUCUAGGAAUUUAGCAAAUUAUUUUCUUGACAUAGAGGUAAGAAGUUCAAGUUAAACUUUUAAGAAACUAAUUCUGAAUAUAUUCUGUUAUUUUAGAUUAUUUUUAUGGAAAGUGGUGCAUAUGCUGCUUAUUUAGCUACUUGGCAUUAUAUUAUAGAAGUUGAAAAAAAGAAAAAACUUUGUAAAGAUACGGAGAAAAGUUUAAUGUUACUUGUGGUAAUGUCAGAAUUAACUUUAAUUAGAAAAGCAUUUUAUGAUUUCAUAAAACUCAAUUCAAUGAGUGAAAAUUGUUCUUCAAUUUUAAUGAGUGAAAAUUGUUCUUCAAUUUUAAUGAGCAAUGCUUCACCGAAAUUAAAACUAUUAGUAGAUAUCUUAAAAAGUAUACAACGCACAGAUAUUUGUUUAAUAUUUGUUGAUCGUCGAACUUCAGCAAAAGUUCUAUAUCAUUUCAUCAAGGUAUUUUAUUGAAAGCUGUUUAACUUAAUUAUGGAGCUAAUUAUUAAUUUUUUAUAGAACUUAGUUCACGACAAUUUUCUUAAAAAUAUUGAAUGUGAUUAUGUAGUAGGAGCAAGAGGAAUGUAUAACCUAGAUACUAAAGAAAUGAUGUAUAAAAAACAUCAAAAUAAUGAUAUUAUUAAACGGUAUUUCAAAUAUUUUGUAUUAAAUUUACUAUACACAGUGAACAAAAUUAUAUUUAAAACAAAAUAUUUCUUUUUAGAUUUAAUGAAAAUACAAUUAAUGUGUUGAUAACAUCAGAGGUACUUGAGGAAGGUGUUGACAUUCAAACUUGUAAUUAUGUCAUACGGUAUGAUUCUCCUAAAAAUUUCCCAUCUUAUGUACAAUCCAAAGGCAGAGCAAGAUGUAAUGGAAGUAAAUUUAUUGUUAUGGUGCCAAAUCUGAUAAAAUUUAAAAAAACACACACUGAGUUUGCUAAAAUGGAAGAAGACAUAAAUAAGGUAUACUGCUAAUUAAUAUAUGUUUAUAAUUUAUAUGGAUCAUUUUAUUUCUAUUAGUAGUAUCCACAUGUUUAGUUUUAUUUAUUUACAAUUUAUGGAUUAAGCUCUUUGAAUAUAAACAGUUAAUGAUUAAAAAAUGUUUAGGGCCAGAUAGGGCUAAUUUAUUUUUCUGGGAACUAUAUUCCAGAGUCUCUGAAAAAUAAUUAAAAUUGUUUUUAUUUAUAUAUAUAAUAAAAUAAGUACUAAUUAACAUACAAAAUAAAAAACCAAUUAAGCAAUAGUAAAUAAUUUAUUAUAAUAUACUAUUAUGCUGAAACAAUACAGUCUUCUAAUGUACCAACAUUUGUCGGUAUCAUGAAAACAUGUUUUGUUUUCUAUACUUAUUUAUUUGUUUUGUACUAGAAAAAAAUUAUUAUGCACUAAAUACAUAAAACAUUUAUAAAGUAGCUGUAUCAACCAUUAUUUUAUUUAUCUGAAACUAUUCAUCAUUAUUGUUAUAAUUGUAUUGAUCAAUUAUACAAUUUCUUAUUAAUUUUGGCCAUUUGUAAAUAGUUAUUAUUUGUUUAUUAGGGUUGACAAAACAUUUAAUUUUGUUGAUGUGGGCACAUAUUAAUAUUUUAUUUGUGUAAUUGUAAUAAUACUAUAGAAUAUUAUUAAAAAAAAAAAAUCCAUUUCGCCAACAUCAAUUUUAGUGGAAUAGCAUUAUUUUUUUUUUUAGACAUUUCAGUUGAAUAUGACUUUCAUUUUUGAAGGGUUAUGAAGAAAAACAAUAAUAGUCAAUGUACCUAAAAUGUUCAGUAUUAUGGAGUUUUAAAGUUCUAGAACUAUAUUAAAACCUUGUAAAACCGUUUAUUUAAAUCUUUGUUAUAUCACUGACCUUUAAGCCCCAACUCGAUUUAUAUAUCAAUUCGGUCAGAAAAAAUAUUGAAAUGAUAGUAUUUUAAUAUUAUCCUAUUUUUUAUUUUAUUCUUUUGACUAUUAGUUCAUAAUCAAAAGAGUGAACUAAGUUCAUAAUUUUUUCAUUUUUUCUGAAUAAACUUUGCACUUUUUUUCAAUUUUUUCAGUUUUCUCAUCAAAUUUAAAAAAAACCGAAUAAAAACAGGAAAAUAUAAGAAAUGUAGAUAAUAUUAAAAUAUAUUACUGCCGUUUUUUUGUCUGUGAACUUUUCUAAAAGGGAAUUUCACUAGGGAGAUACUUUAGAGAGGCCAUUUUUUAAUUUUCCCUAGAAUUUUUCUAGUAAAUAUGUAAAACCAGGAUAAAACAUGGGAAAAAUGGUAUAACAUUAAACAAAUUUUAUUUUGAGAAUAUAUAAACCCUAUUUUAUUAUUUUUAAGAUUCUGAGUGUAGCGAAUAAUUGAUUGGUUUUAAUAAUAUUUUUAUUUUAUUUUUUUAUAUAUACAUAAAAAUUAUGUAUGUAAUCAUAUAUUAUAAUUAUAUUAAAAUAUAUGUGCAUACAAAUUUGACCAUAAAUCUUAAUCAGAUAUAUAGUUGCACCAUUGUUAAAAGUGAAUGUUGUCCAGAUGGUACUUUUAGGAGGUUAUUUUUUGAUUUUCCAAGCGGUUUUCAUAAAAAAUCUGGAAGAAACCAGGAUAAAAUAUAAUUAAAAAGGUUUAUUAAGAGGUUUAUUAAGAGUCUUACUUUGUGGUGAAAAAAAAAAGAAAUUGAGUUUAAUGAAGUAUUUUUUUUUACAAGGGAAUUUUAAUCUCAAAUUUUGGCAAAAAGAUUUGUGUGGAACAAAUCUAAUUUUUAAAUUUUUUUUUUUUAUGAACAUAUGUGUAUUGCUGAUUUAAAAAUGAUGGUGAAGUCAGGUAAUUAAGUGGACUAAUUAUGCGGUUAUUAUAUGUUAUGUUAAAUAACGCUACUAAACCAAAGUGUUGAAAAAAAUUGUUUGUAUUUUUUUUCUCUUUUACCUAAACUAAAAAGAAACACAUACGUUUUGGAUGUACCUAGAAACUCACGAUUCUCAUAAUAAAGGUAAUUUAAGAUCUGCACAGAGGGUCACCCAAUUCAACCCAUGCUACAUAACUGUUUGGAGUUCAUUUUUUGCUGUUCAAACAAUAUGUUUACUUCCUUACCCUCAUUAUCCAUCGUUUGCCCUGACUCCUACCACUCUCCUUUAUCUAUUAUCUUUCCUUUUACUACUAUGGCAAAAAACAUUUCAUCUUGUGCCUACCAUGACUUUAGAGUUAAGAACUAUACUUCUGUUUCACAAUUCUGUCUGAAUUUUAAUUGGAUAGCCUUAGCUGCUUUUGCAUGCUAUAACAUCGAGAACACUGCUUCUGUCUUUAACGACACUAUAAUGCCAUCAAUAUAUUUGUCUGUAAAAAAAUCUUACGUUACACUCCAAAUUCCCUUACAGGGUCUCCCCAAUCUAAAAAAACCUAAUGUUCCUUGAAAAGCGCGCCCAUAUAAAUUUUAAACAGUUAAAGCUAGCUUUUCACUAUUCUACCUUUUUUGAGCUGAGAGCUAAAUGCAAGCAUCAAUCAAAAUUGGACUACCAUGUGUGUAUUAAAAAAACCAACUCAUUUUUUCAUCCUUUCUUACUAACUUCUGGAAGUAUCUUAGGAACCUCCAGCAAAAGCCACUUUUUCUCUCUAUGAUUCACCUAGAUGACAUUUCUUCUACUACCGAUAUAGCCAAACUUUUAAUGUUUAUUUUGCCUCGGUUUAUAACGAGGAAUUACCAUCUUCAAUGCCUGAUGCUCUACAUCAUAGUCUAGCCUUAUAUGACAUUCCAUCUAACGUUUAUUUCUUCCCCUGUAACAUUAUUCAUGAACUUUCCUAACUGAAAAAUAAUAAUUCUUCAGAAUCUGAUAGUAUUUCUGCAACCUUUCUCUAUAAUUGUCGCUUCUCACUAAUGUUUCUCACUUUUCUUUUGUUUUGACGCACCAUGUAUGGCUUGGGACAUUUUCCCAAGUGAUUGGAAAAUUGGCUCUGUGUCUCCUAUUCUAAAAUCUGGUGACUCAUUCAAUGUUGCUAAUUAUAGACCAAUUGCCAUCCUUUCUCACUUAUCCAAGAUUUUUGAACUUAAAGCCCUUACUUUAAGUCCAAUAUAAAGAGGAGUUUUAAUCAUGUAAUCAUUGACCAGCAGCACUUUCGACCCGCUGAAUCUAUACUGUUAUGAGUAGUGUUAUAUUCUCAUCUUACAUAUUACAUCUAAUUUUGAAAAAAUACCAAAGCUCUAGAACAAAAAAAAUUAAAAAUUAAACAGUAAGUUGGGUAUUGGGUAAACCUUAAAAAACAAUAUUUUAUUACACUGGGUCUUGAGUAUUGACCAAGUAAUAAUUUACAUACAUAACGGUAAUAUAACUCUAUGGUCAGAUACCUGAAACCUCUCAAAUAAUGUAUUUUUCUAAUGUAUAUAUUUUUUUCUUUUUUUUAGACAUUAACACUAAAUGAAAUUGAUGAGGAAAAUAUUGAAGAAAAUGUAGAAGAAAUUUUUAAAACUAAAUUUGCAUCAUUAACCCAUGACACAGCCAUAAGUAUUAUUAAUAGGUACCUAUUUAUUAAAUAAAACUAAUACAUAUGUAAACAUUUACGUUUCAUUUAAAUAUUUACGACCUAACAAAAGUUGGUUACAAUGGAAUUUGUGUGGUAGCUAGGAGACAUUAAAAUAUAAUAAUUUCAAAUUGAUAAGAUUAUACCCGUAUUUUCUCUAGUGACUUAAGACAUUUUUGCUUAGGAGGGCAAGAGGUAUAGCCAGACUUACAUCUUGUACUAUAAAACAUGCAGAUGACAUACACCAAUUACACCUUAAAAACUUACAAUUCCAUAUAAUCAUAGAGUUAAUAAUAAUUUCUCAAUUGGAGUAAUAGCAUUAGUUCUGCAAAAAUAAAAUGUUUUAUUUACACAAUAUCCAUGUUUUGACAUAUUACAACACACAAUUUAUAUUGAUAAUUGACUUACUCAACAAGUUCUUUGUCGUCAUCAAACCUAACCUUUGGUACCUUCUGUUCAUAAUAAUAACUAAUAGUUCAUAUAUUUUAAUAUAUUGAAUAUUGACAUUUGAUAACAGUCAUUAUUAUCAACAUUUUUAAUGGCGACUGGAAGUUAUGGUACUUUAGGGAAAUCAUUUUUUGAUUUUUCUCAUAUAAUUGAAAAACCGAAAGAAAAAAAACAGGGACAAAAUAAGUAAUGUAGGUAUUAGUUAAAAUAAAUUAUGGACUUUUUUCCUGUGAAGAUUCUUUAGAGAGGCCAUUUUUCGAUUUUUCCAAGUUUUCCCAGUAAAUGUGAAAAACCGAGAAAACGGUAUAACUUUAAACAAAUAUUAUUAAAGAAAAUGUUUAAAGCCCAUUUAAUUAUUUUACUAUAAUAUGACAUGUACAAGUUUUUUUAUGUUUUAAAAAUCAAACCAUUAAGGUGGCCUUUGUUUUGAUCAAUGCAUUGAGAUAGUCGAGUUUUGAAGUUUCUCUCCACCCUUACCAGUAUAUUGACAAGUACGUUGUCGAUAGCAGCUUGAAUAUUGUUCUUCAGUUAAACUAGGGUCUUUGAACAUUCGGUGUAAAAUAAAGAUUUCAGAUAGCCCCAUAAUUAUCUUUAAAGGACACAAAGGCGCCAAGAGACAUAUUGUCAAGAACGGCCUUGCAUCCAUUUUCCUGUGUAAAAAAUUGUGUGGAUUAGUUUUUGCACUACCAAAUUUAUAGGAACAAAAUUGUAGUUCUUGGUAAAAAAUUUGUCUUACAGAAUGAACAAUCAUCUUAAGACGAGCUACAUGUUUACGUGCAGAUCUCAAAAUUGACUCCCUAACCUGCUUGAUUUUUUUGGGUGUCCUGAUGAUUUUUGAACCGCUUGAAAAAAAAACUUUUUUAAGUUUUUUUUUCUGUACAUUACCAGUUUCUCUUAAAGUAUCCACUCAUAAAAUAAUUGAUUUCUGAUCAGGAAAACGACCUACGGGGAUGAUAUUAAAGUUAUUUUUGAAUGCAUGUAUGGCGAUGGUUUGAACAGAUGCCUGAAAAGUACAACUCCAUAGCGAAUGCACCCUCCUCUCGUCCACUGUAUGUUCGUUACUUAACUUACAUAAUAUAAAAUGUAAGAUACCGCUCUUUCGAAUAAGUACCACCCUACCCUUCUCAAAAUAAAUGCUACUAUAUGGUGCGAGUUUCAAAUAAAGAAGUUUCCCUACCACACCCUGUAUAUAUUGUCAUUAAGUUAUACAUGUAUAGAAUUAGAGUUAGGCAUAAAUUCCUAAAAUUAAAGUCGGUCCAUCAAGAAAUUUAAUAUUACCUACUUAAUUGUUAAUUCUAAUUAUGAACGUUUAUUUAUGUUUUCUAGGUAUUGUUUUUCUUUGCCACAAGAUCGUUUCACUAAUUUAACUCCAGAAUGGUAUAUCUCUGAAAAUAAUAAUAAUAUUGAUUUCAAAAAAUACAAACUCAAACUACCAAUUAAUAGUGCCAUUAAAACUCCUAUUGAUGUAAUAACAGCAUAUAUUUAUUUUAUUUUAUUUUUUGAAUAUUAAGAGAAUGUUACAUCCUACAUUGACUGUCUCAGUCUAACAGAGUAAAAUUAUGUUAUAUAGUCCGCAUCAAUUUCAAGAACUGCGAUCCUUGUUUUCUGCUUCAGCGUUCUUACCUAUGGUUAUUCUUACUUAUGCCUGAUUGCAGUGCUGGCACUAUCAAUUGUUAGAACAUCUUGUCCACUUCCACUAUGAGGUAUUCAGUAUUGGUUUUACUAAUGUUAAGUCCUCAGCAUUCUUAAUGGAUUUGCAAAUUACAAGUUUCUUACCUUAAUCGUCCAGCUAAAGUUUCAUGGGUAUAAAACUCACCACAGCUUGAAUAUUAUCCAACAAAUUUAGUACUCUGCUAUUAGUUUCUAAAAUUCUACUGUGCAGAUAGAGACGAGCCUAGUCCUACGUAAAUGCUAUCCAUGGCUGUCAUUACUUUGUCAAGGACACUUCACCUAUUAAUCAGACUGAGACAGUGAAUAUUGAUGUUAUGUAUUCUAAAUCACUAUAACUGAUAUUUGUUAUAUAUUUUAUUAUUAUUAUUAUUAUUUAUAAAUGGUUUAUCCUAAUUUGGUUUUUUGUGAAGGGAGCAUUUUGUAAAAAUAAAAAAAAUGCUAAAAAAAGUGCAGCAUUUAAUGCAUGUGUUGAAUUGUAUAAAUGUGGAGCAUUAGAUGAUCGGUUGUUACCUAUACAAGUUAAAAAUAAACCUAUAUUUAAAGAUGUAAAUUGGUUUCCACAUUGGGAUGAAAAAGAUAUUGAAGCGGCCUCAUAUAAUUUAAAACCAGGAACUAAUAAAAUGAAAAGAAUGGUUAAUAUUAAAGUAAGUUACUACACUCUCUUAUUGUCUAUGUAGUAUAACAAUUAAAAACCAAUUCUAACCUAGAGUACAUCAUACUUGUAUGGAACAUAUCCACAAAAAAACCAGACAUCAUAUUUACAUGUAAUCCAUUGCACUCCUACAUAUGACCAUUUGAGUGAUAUAAAAUAUGAAACAUUUGAUAAACUAUUAAGAUCAAAUAAAGAAUUUGGAAUUUUAACAUCGGCAAAAUUACCACAUGUAAGUUAAAAGUUUUUUAAUAAAUAAUUUAUGCUAAUGUAAUCAAUUAAUAAUUUUAUAAACAUUAUAACCUACAAUCUCCUACUAAAAUCUAGUUUGGGAUUAGAGUUUAAUGGUAAAAUAUAUGUACCUAAUAUAUUAUAGUUUAAGUGAUCAAUACCUUUUAUUUUACAGGUAUCAAACUUUCCUAUUUUUUUAAACUUUGGUGAUGUUAAUAUUCAAAUAAAGGUAAAUGUUGAUGAAAUAUUUCUUGACAGUGAAGAUCGAGAAAAAAUAGAACAUUUCCAUAAUAAAUUGUUUGUGGAUGUACUGGGUGUGAAAGAUUUUAUUUGUAGAUGUUACAGUAAUGAGGAUAAUGCAUACUUAAUUGUGCCUAUUUAUUCUAACGGUUUGAUAUAUUUUUUAUGUUUGUACAUAUGUGUUCUGUUUUUUUAUAUUUAAAUUAUUUAAGGUGGCACAUUUAAUUUGGAUUGGAGUGUCAUGAAUAUUCAUGAAUUUGUUGAACUAGAAUUUCCUACAAUCGAACAAAGAGAAUCUAAAUUUUAUGAAGAAUAUCUAAAAACACCUCAUGUUAUUUCACCAUGGUACAGAAAUAUUGAACCAAUUCAAGUAAUAAUACAAAUUAGUUUAAUACAUUAAAAACAAAUUCAUUACGGUUGGUUUAUUUUAAUUGAAUUGAUUGUUAAUUUUUAAAUUUCAAUAGUCACAUUACUUAUUAAUGUUUUUGGUGCAAUAAUUGUUUAUAAAAUAAAUUUGCCGUAUGAAAAUAUUAAAUGAUUAUUUUAGGGGGGAAAAAUUUAUGUGUACAAAUAACACAUCAUUAAAAACAACCAAAUUCUAUGGGUAAUAGAUCACUGAGUUUCCUAUACACGUUAAACUCAAUAUAACGGUUUUUUUUUUCGUUAGAGAUACGUUGUCACUGAUGUUCAUUAUGAUAUGACACCUGAAAGUGCUUUCCCAACUAAUGAGUUUGAUACAUAUGAAUCAUACUUCCUUGAUAAAUAUAGCAUCAAUGUGAUGAAUAAAACACAGCCGAUGAUAAAAGUAAAAUCAUUGAGAGUGUCAAAAAUAAAUUAUUUAACUCCUAAGUAAUUAUAUUAUAUUAUUUAAUUUAAAGCAUAUAAUUUAUUUUCAAAACUUAUUUUAUAGAAUUUCCACUGGUAAAAUUGAUAAACGUAAUGAAUACAUUGAGAUACUUGUACCAGAAUUUUGUAUUUGGCAUAAGUUUCCAUCAGAUUAUUGGUUAAAAGCAUUAAUGUUACCAACUAUAUUAUUUCGAUUAAAUUCAUUAUUACUUGCAGAAAAUCUUCUAGUAAAAAUAAAUACUAUGUGCAAUAUUAUUGUAGAAAAAAAUGAUCAAGGUAAAUCAAAUUUAUUAUGCUCUUUUAUUUGUUUAUUAUAUGAAAUAAAUCCAUUUACAAUAGUUAUAUAUAUAGUGUUGCAGUAUUAUAAAAGAUAUGAUAUAAUACAUGUGUUUAAAUUUUUGUUUCAUUUUUAGAGGAUAGGUUAGAGAUGGAUAAUUUUUGUGGAUUCAAUGAGGUGAAAAAAAAAGCUAUAAUUUUACCAAUUGGUGAAACAUUAAAAUCUUUAAACAAUUCAUAUGAUAAUAUUGGUACUACUUGGAACUCAAAAAAUAUGCCCAUUGAUAUAGAUAGACAAAUAAAUACUACAAUGCUUGAUGUUUUAAAUUACCAUACAUUUAUGUAUGAUUCAACAAUAUUCAAAUCUAGGGAAAAUAUAGUGAGUAAAAUUAUAAAAUUGUAUGCUAUUUUAGUUAUGUUAUAUAGUAGAAUGUAAAAUUAUUAGAAUCAUACAAAUGUAUUAAAAAAUAAAAAUAAAAUGUAUAGUCUAUCCCACUAGAGAUCAGGCCACUUCUGUGUAUGUAUAAUGUUAAAACUGACUUAAGAGUGUCAACCGAUGACAAGGUUGUGGUUUGAGGAUGUACAGCAGAGAGCAACCUUAUCUCUCGUGGGACAUGCUCCGUAAUUUUAUUAAUAAUAUUUAUUAUUAAUUAUCUAAAUUUUGAACUGAAAUCUGGCGAAUAAUUUGUAAACCGAACAAAGUUUUCUUUUUUGAAUUGUAGGUAUUUUAUUAUCCAUUUUUAAUAAAAGUAACACUGUAUCUGACAAGCAUUUUAAAAAAUGUCAACAUGUCAACAAAUAUUAAUACAUAAUAAAUUUAAAGUAUAAAAUAUAAUUUAUUUAUAACCCAUAUAAAUACAUUAUGUAUAUAAUACUAUCAAAUCAUUUAUCUAUGAAUAAAGGUUAUUUCCUGUAUCACAAGAAAAUGGGGGAGAGAGUUAUGUUGCAACAAGAUGUUUAUCUAGAAAUGCGUUCAAUACGUAAUAUGAAACAAUUACUUAAAUUACAAAUUAAAUUUACGCAUUAAAUGCUCUAUUAUAAAGAAUCUAUGUAUAAAGUUUUAUGCAAUAAACGCAAUAAAAUGUCAAGAACUUAAUACAUUAAUAUUAUAUUGAAAACAUUAAAUUGAGUUAUUAUGGUAUAAUUUAUCUUUUUAACAUAAAAAAUUCCCAAAUUUUCAAACACAAGUCUAAUCCAAAUUAUUUAAUUAAUAAAACAAUUUACUUUUUAAAUUGUAACGUGUGUAGGCAUUGUUUCAAAUAAAUGAGAUAAUAUUAUUCAAUAACUUGUCUUACUUUGAUAGUGCCAAUAUGUUUGUUUUAAUUCAAAAAACACCUUUCAUUUUAAGGGAUGACAUAAAUUUUUUUAACAAUAAAUUUGUAUAAAUGGAUAAAAAAAAAAAAAUUGCGUCCUACUCGUGAGAUAAUAUUAUAAUUUGUGAUCCAACAUCAUGUUACUGUUAAAGUAUACUUCUUAAGGUGUUUUAAUUUUAUUUUUUUAUUUUUUUUCCAGAAGAAAAAACUAUCCAAUGCAUCUACUAAUUUAGUGGUUCGUAUUAUAUAAAUUACUAUUUUUAAGAUAAAAUAUUUUUUGAUUCCUAGACAACAUAUUUUAAUUAACAUUAAAUAUGUGAUUUUUUAUUUUUGGGUAAAUACUUUUUAGUGAAUGUUGCAUGAAAAAUUGUAUAUAAUAAUUGUUGAUUAUGUUAUGAUUAUAUUGUGUUCAUCACCGGCUGAUUUAAAAUUAGAGAAAGUAUAUAAUACAAAAAUUGUUUGAUUUAUAAAUAUCUAAAAUUUGUACAUUUUUUUUUUUAAUCUUAAAGGAUUUUGAUGGCUUAAUUUUUGAAAUUAAAAUGAGAACUUGUACUUAUUUGCAAACAUAAUGUAAAAAUAUUUUUUUUAAUACAUUUUAGUGAUUGAAUAAAAUUUCAAACUAUGCUUGAGAGAGAUUUUUUUCAAUUUUUAGAAAUUGCAUUAGAAUAGCACGCCUAUAAAUAGUUAAUAAUGUCACUCAUCAUACCAUGCACCAUGCUAUUUCCAUGAACCAACUAUAACUGUAUUAGUAUUAGUACUAAAUUCACUCUCAAUCAUAGAUUUUUUAAUAAAUUAUCACUUAUAAAUGUAUUAAAAAAUUAUCAUCACAUUAUUUUUGCAAAACAAGUAAAGAUUCCCUUAUAAAUUUUAAAAGACCCCUCCCCAAAAAUCCCUACUAAGACUCAAAAAAAAAAAAAGUACAAAUCAUUUUAAAUGAAAACAACUUUUUGACUCAUUCAAUUUUCACCAUUUUGAAUAUUUUUAUAUGAUAAAAACGGGUGUAACAAAAAUUUUGAAUCGCACUUUAUGUACAGAAUGACCUAUAUUCCUAUCUAAAUGCUAAUAACUUUAUGAACUAAUCUGGAUCUAAAAACUAACUGGAACAGGGUUUUUGAUAUUUCUGAAAAGAACUGUUAAUAUUAGUUAAUUUAGUUCAUGGACAAGGAAAAAACCCUUUUUAAAAAUAAAUUAUUAGGUACCAAUAUUUAUUGGGUUGGGAAAUGGGAUAAACUCCCUCCCCCUGUUUAAUACUGAGUAUCAUUAGUUAUACGGUAUAAAUAGUAAUAAUAAUAUAGCAUAUGUUAUUUUUAUUUUAUGUAUGUUAUAUUGGACUUUGCAUGGUUUAGUACUCAAAAUUAAAGUUAUUUUCAUAUGUUUCCCAGAUAAAUUUACCGAAUAAUAUUGGUUUCAAAAAAAACCUCAAUAUCCUCUGAUAUUCUAAAUAUUGGGUGAUAUACCCAUGCUGAUACACACCACUACUAAAAAAAUUGUAUAUAUUUUUAUUAUUAACUAUAUAAUUUUUUUUGUAAACCUCAAUUUCUCAAUAAUUUUGUUUUUACACUGACAAAAUAUAAUCUCAAUUGAAAUAUUUACAAUAAUCAGUUUUAUUUUAGAUUUCGAGUAAAGCGAAAAAAUUAUAUGUUUUACUAUAAUAUGUAUUUAUGUUUUUUAGUGCUUGUGAGCAUCUUUUAUUUCAGAAAUUUUUUUCCAAUCAAACAAUAAUAGAAACCUCAUUUGGUGGUUGCAUUUUGGAUGUAGUUGGUGCAUUAAUGAGGUUAUUUUUUAAUUUUUCAAAAAAUGUUCAUAAUAAUUGGAAUAAAUGCCAUAUUGGAAAACUGGGAAACUACUGUAAUAAAAUUAAUAACUUCCCAAUAAAUAUUUUAAGAUCAAAUUUUGAUGAAAAUGAUAAAUUAUGGCGUUUCAGAACUUGAGCUCAGAAUCGUUUUUUGUUUGCAAUGGUUUAUCGUUACAUAUAAAUAUAAAUUAAAUAGUUUAAUGUAUCCAACUAUUAAACCAUGAAAGUAUCUCUGUCAUCUCCAAUAUUGACUUUUUUCAAUUUUAUCAAUUUAAUUUGAUGAUUAUUCAUGGAAAUAUUUAAUGAAGCGUUGUUAUACCACUAAUUUUAUUUUCCUUUUUUGUACAAUUAAUUGACUAGGUACAUAAUAAUUUUUUUUGUUGUCAUCCUUUGUUUUCAAAUAUGUAGGUAUUACUUGUUAAUUACUUUUAAGUAUUUGUUUUAUUACAGUCAAAAAUGAAUUCAAAGAAUGUAAGAGAAGAUCAAGAUUCAAAUAAAAAUAAUUCAGAUUAUGAACCGGUAUAUAUAUAUAUAUAUGAGAUACUCUCUGAGAUAAUGAGUGAUAAAUCACUUAAAUGGAUCACCUGGUACACAUUUUUUGUGGGUAAUAAAGAUUGAUAUAAACAUGUAGUACAUUAUUCAAUCAUUAUUGUUGAUACUUUGGGUUACACAGUUGCAAUUUUGGUAGGAAUUUCUAAUUUUCUUAAAAAUAAAAUAUAGCCUAUAUUUCUUGCCGAUAAUGUAGUUAAUACAGGUGUAAGUAGGUGCAUAAGUUCUAAAACCGGUCAAGUAGUUUAUGAGCUUAUCCAUUACAAACAAACAUACAAAAAUUAUUUUCUCUUUAUAAUAUUAGUUUAUAUACAGUGUGUCACAUUUUAAAUAUACCACUAAAUAUCUCAGCCCAAUAAUCUUAGAUUGAAAUACUGCAAUGCUGCAAUGCUGCAAUAGCUAAGGGGUACUGAAGUACACAUUUAAGGACAAAUUUCAAAUUUUUAACUCUUGCGCAUGCGCAAUACAAAUUUUUUUUUUUAAAUUGCAACACCUAUUUUUGUUACCGGAUAUGGAUAGAUUAUUUUAUUCUAAGUAAUUUUGAUUCAUUGACCAUAGUUCUAAACCUAAAAUUGAAUGAGUUACAGCUUUUUGAAAUUUUAAAAUAAUUAAAUUUUUUCGAUUUUACCAAAAACAUUACACGCUUGAAUUUGAUACAAAAGUAAAUUAUUUUUAAACUAAAAUGAAAUGCAUUUAAAUAAUUUAAUACAAAAUUACCUAAAAAAUAUUUAUAGCUAAUUUAAAUUUAAUUAAUUUAAAAAUAAAUUUACCAACUAAAUUGACAAUGACGUAAUUUGUGUUAUUAUUGUGCGAUAAAAGUUAUUGAAUUAUUUCCAGUUUUAUUAUUAGUACUUUGAUAAUAGUAGAUUAUUUUUAUAACAUUCAAUUAAAUCCUCACUCAUCUUUAAGACAUGUUGCUAGAGAAUUUGGCUUUUCAAAAACAAAGGUACACAAAAUAUUCAAAAAAUACAAGUUACAUCCUUAUAGGGCUGAUCUAGUUCAGCAAAAAUAAAAUUUGUAUUGCGCAUGCGCAUACAACAAGAGUUAAAAAUUUGAAAUUUGUCCUUAAAUGAGUACUUCAGUACCCCUUAGCUAUUGCAGCAAACCGUAUUUCAAUCUAAGAUUAUUGGGCUGAGAUAUUUAGUGGUAUAUUUAAAAUGUGACACACUGUAUAUAAACUAAUAUUAUAAAGAGAAAAUAAUUUUUGUAUGUUUGUUUGUAAUGGAUAAGCUCAUAAACUACUUGACCGGUUUUAGAACUUAUGCACCUACUUACACCUGUAUUAACUACAUUAUCGGCAAGAAAUAUAGGCUAUAUCGUAUAACUUCGUAUAAUNUGAAUAACGUCUUCCAUUAAGAGUACCAUCAUAAAAAUGUGGACCUAUUAAAUUUCCUCCUAAUAAUCAGCACCACACAUUUGUGCCCCAUACUGUUUGAUAAUUUGUAUCAACUGCCCAAUGUGGAUUUCCGUUUGACCAAUAACGGUUAUUCUGCUUAUUUAAAACACCAUUAUUGGUAAACUUUGAUUCAUCGGUCCACAAAAUGUAAUUUAAAAAUAAUGGGUCGUUAUUUGUACAUGUUGUUAUCCAUGCAAUAAAUUUUAAUCUACGUUCGUUAUCACCUUGGCCAAAAUGCUGAACUAGAUCAGCCCUAUAUGGAUGUAACUUGUAUUUUUUGAAUAUUUUGUGUACCUUUGUUUUUGAAAAGCCAAAUUCUCUAGCAACAUGUCUUAAAGAUGAGUGAGGAUUUAAUUGAAUGUUAUAAAAAUAAUCUACUAUUAUCAAAGUACUAAUAAUAAAACUGGAAAUAAUUCAAUAACUUUUAUCGCACAAUAAUAACACAAAUUACGUCAUUGUCAAUUUAGUUGGUAAAUUUAUUUUUAAAUUAAUUAAAUUUAAAUUAGCUAUAAAUAUUUUUUAGGUAAUUUUGUAUUAAAUUAUUUAAAUGCAUUUCAUUUUAGUUUAAAAAUAAUUUACUUUUGUAUCAAAUUCAAGCGUGUAAUGUUUUUGGUAAAAUCGAAAAAAUUUAAUUAUUUUAAAAUUUCAAAAAGCUGUAACUCAUUCAAUUUUAGGUUUAGAACUAUGGUCAAUGAAUCAAAAUUACUUAGAAUAAAAUAAUCUAUCCAUAUCCGGUAACAAAAAUAGGUGUUGCAAUUUAAAAAAAAAAAUUUGUAUUGCGCAUGCGCAUACUACAAGAGUUAAAAAUUUGAAAUUUGUCCUUAAAUGUGUACUUCAGUACCCCUUAGCUAUUGCAGCAAACCGUAUUUCAAUCUAAGAUUAUUGGGCUGAGAUAUUUAGUGGUAUAUUUAAAAUGUGACACACUGUAUAUAAACUAAUAUUAUAAAGAGAAAAUAAUUUUUGUAUGUUUGUUUGUAAUGGAUAAGCUCAUAAACUACUUGACCGGUUUUAGAACUUAUGCACCUACUUACACCUGUAUUAACUACAUUAUCGGCAAGAAAUAUAGGCUAUAUUUAUUUUUAAGAAAAUUAGAAAUUCCUACCAAAAUUGCAACUGUGUAACCCAAAGUAUCAACAAUAAUGAUUGAAUAAUGUACUACAUGUUUAUAUCAAUCUUUAUUACCCACAAAAUUGUGUACCAGGUGAUCCAUUUAAGUGAUUUAUCACUCAUUAUCUCUGAGAGUACUACCUUUUUUUGGAAUUUGUUUUCUAGACUAUUUAAGAAACAAGCAGUUUUAAAAUUUUAUGUCAUUUUUGUCAUCCUUAUUUUUGAGUAUAAAACCAUUACCUACUUUUAAUUUUCAAAUGACAACCUAUAGUAAAAAUUCUAUUUAUAGAUAUAAUAUUAGAUUAAAUAAAUUUUAGUAUUGAAAUAUUUAAUUCCCUCAAUCCGUUGACAAGAUAUUCCACUUUGAAGUUUUGGUUGGAGAAGAGUAGUGGAGUAUCAUUUCUUUGGGGGUAAAUUAGCAUGUUAAAAAUACACCAUUGCUCUCUUCCAAUCCAAACUUAAAAGUAGAAUAUAUCGUCAACGGAUUAACAGAAAUCAAACAUUUCAAUACUAACAUUUAUAAUACUCCAUCUAUUAAUAGAAUUUUGAAUAUAGGUUGCCAUUUGAAAAUCAAAAGUAGGUAGUACCUUUAAAAAUAAGGGUGACAAAAAAUAACAUAAACAUAAUUAAUAUUUUUCCCCUUUUUUGUUUUUAUUUUGUUCAAUAAAGAAAAAGGCUAUUUCACACAAAUAUGAUGUUGAAAAUGAUAAUAAUAACACAAAAAAAAGUUAAUUUUAAUGUAAUUUUUUUGUGUACCAAAAUUAAAAUUCACCUAGCUUGAGCCCAUUAAACUUUAUUUGAUCAUUUUUUUUUAUUCUGCAAAUUCUUCUUUCUCUAUUAAUGGAAGGUGUGAGGAUUCAAAACUAGAAUUAAAUGGAUUCUUCACCUAAUCAAACAAUUUCAAAUCCAUAAAACAUAUAGACACAAAACAAUAUCAAUAAAUAAACGAUGGCCACGUAUUAAACAAUGAUUAUCAACAAGUUACAUACUUUCAUUAUGAUUUGGUUACGAUAAAAAUGAUUUUGAUAACAGAUAAUUUAUUUUAAUUACCAUAGAAAUUAUUUUAAAUACCUAUUUAAUAAGAAUUAGUGGGUCAGCUAGUAUAUAUGUAUAACUAUACUAAUAUAUUGUAUACCUGAUUUAUACUUUAUUAUAAUAGUUAUUAUAAUUAGUUAAAGUUUUGCAUGAAUUUUAAUAUUUUCUUUGAAUACAUAAUAAUAUUAAAAACUAUCUAAAUAGUGAAUGUCGCAUAUUAAUCCCUAACUUUUUCUUUUUCUUGAAUUUUCAUUAUUUAUUUUAACAGUUCUAAUUUUUUAUAAUUAUCUUUGCAAUUAGUCCAAUUAUUUAUCAGUAGCAUUUAUCUGAAUAUUGAAUAUUGGUAAAAAGUGUUAUCUGUUUAUCCCUAAAAAUUAUAUGUACAUUUAUUCAUUUGUAAUAUAUUUAAAAUUGUAUUAUUAUUAUGUGGAUAUUUAAACUUGUGUACUGUUAUUUUAAUUAUAUUUUAGAAGUGCAAAAAAUAUAGAUAUUCAUCAUAUGAUAAAGAGUAUUUAGAGGAAAUCAAUAAAUCAAAUAAAUCAGAACUAGCACCAAAUGUUCUACAAAAAUUAGUUAAUUUUGGCAUAUUUAAAAAUAACUUUCCUUGUGUAAGCAUAAAAUUAUGUAUGUUUUAUCAUUGAAUAUAAAUAAUGUUUUUGUAAUUAUAAUAUCAAUAUAUAUUAACUAUGGGUAUUCAAAAUAAUAAUUAUUCUUUCUGUAUUUUUGUGAAGUUGGUCAUUCUUAUAUUCUGUCUAACUACCUAUAAAUACUUUAUUUUAAUUAAUAUUCAGAUUUCUCCUAUUUUUUAUUUGAGUAUAAAGGCUAGGAACUUCUAGCAUUUGCCUAUUAUUUUUGAAAAAUUAGAAAAAUACUAGAGACUAAUGUAAAUACUUUUCAUUGUACAAAGAAUCUAAAUCCUAAAUUAUUUUAGCAGUAUGUACUUUUUAAGUGCUAUAAUAAAAUAGUUAAUUUAGUAUAAUUAACAUUGAGUUUGAUCGAAAACAGGUUUUUACAUUUAAUAUUAAUAAUAAUAAUAAAAAUAUAUUCAUAAAUGAGUUAUAUGUCAAGUUUUUUGUAUACAAUUUCAAUUAUAAACAAACAAACAUUUAUUGCAUGUUUUUUAGUGCUAGAAGUCCUUACUCCUAUUGAUUUAAGUAAUUUAUUUUAGUAUGUAUAGUUUGCUUUUGUAUUUAGGAUUAUUAGAGUAAAAUUGGUGUAUAUUAAAUAACCAAACAUUAUUUUUAUAGUAGUCUGGUUGAGUGUGUAAUAUUUUUGCACAUUGACAAUAGUAGUUUUAUUAAAAGUUCCUCCAAUUUUUAGACUCUAGAAGUGAGGAAUGUAUUGGUUUAACAAUGAUUUUUUUUUUUUUUUAUAUUGUACAAAAUAUUUACCAAAAAUCUUAACCUGGUGUAUUAAGUGUAAUACCUUUUCUAAAAGUAAAUUUUUAUUUAACCAGUACUUUAGAUCAUAUUUUGAUUAUCCAAUUAGUUUUCAUCCUAAUUUGGAAAAAUCAAAAAGAGAAGAAAUGAAAACUGACAAUUCUUUUUUUUUUUUCAAAUUAUUACAACUAAGUUUUCUACUAGAAAUUUUUUUCCAGUAGAAAAAUAAUAAGAAAUCUUUCUUGUUACAUUUUUUUUAUUAUAUUUAAUUAAUGAGUAAGAAAGUCAGUUUUUGAUUUUCCGUGUAUUUUUUAUUUUGGUAAUUGAAUAAAAACAGAAAGAACGGGAAAAUUUACAAGAAUAAUUUAAUUAUUUUCAAUUUUUUAAAUUUUGUUGUUGUAAUUCAGUUAAAAACAUUUGUAAGGACUAAAAAUCUUAUCCAAAAAAUUUAUAUUUACUUUUUUCUAGAUGUGAUAAAAUUUUCUUAACACUAACUAUUUUUGAGCUAUUUAUAGACAUUUUGCAAGUUUUUUAUGUAAUUUUUAUUUGAUAGGUACUCUGUAGAUAAAAUUGUUAGACUAAAACGAAAUACUUGAAAAUUCAACUUAUAACUAUAGAUCAAUCAGUCAUUAAUUACCUCCAUACGCCACACCAGUGACAAUGUCUGAAUGUGUUUCAUUUUAAUUUUUCAAUAAUAAUAUGAUUCAUCAAUUUGAAUUUAUAUGAAUAAAUAAAAGAUUUCUGGGAUACCGGUCAAAUGUGAAUCUAGAGUAAUGGUAGAUGUAAGCCUCUCCCUCCUCACCAUCUUGGUCAGACUUCGAAAUUACUAAACAAUAAAUUGUGAUAAUUUUAUUUUUUAUAUACAUUUUAUUCAUAAAACAAUAUUAUUUUGUAUGUUUGUACCACUUUUAUAUCCCUUUAUUAAUGUUAUAUUGUUAUAUGAGUUGUCAUCAUUAUCAUUUAUGUAGGUAUUUUUCGAUAUGAAUAAAACAUUAGUUAAUGAAUAUAUGAGAGACAAGUGAGCUAAUUUUUUUUCAGGGGUAGGAGGGUAUUUUAGUAAUUAAUAUUUUGGUCCGACUUUCUUUGAAAUUUUCGCCUCUACUUCCCAACUUUUCAUCUACAACAUUGGCUCACCCAUCGUGCAAAGUGUGUCCUUCAUUUAAAUUCUGAGCGAAUCAAGGAAUGUAUUAGUUAAACAAUGAUAUUUACUUUUUUAUUAUUAUUUUUAUCUGUUACAACUUUUUUACCAAAAAUCUUGCUUCAAUUUUCAAGUGUAGCACAUUUUCUGAAAAUAAAUCUGACUGGGGUGGUAUGCUAUGAGGUCAUUUUUUUUAUUUCCCCAUAGUUUUUCAUAGUUUCCUUAAUAAUUGGAAAAAAACAGAAGAAUUUACGAAGUGUAUUUUAAAAUAAUAAUUUUAAAAUCAUAAAUAUCAUUUAUUUUAAAACAUAUAGAGAUCAGUUAACUGAACUCUGCUCAGAUUGUUUUUUUGUUAUCAAAUUUUAAUCAUUGGGUACAGAUAUACUUUAAAUUCCACUUUAUAUUCUACCUUCCCGACUUCUCACCUAUAACUGUAGCCCACUCAUCGUAUGAAGAAUGCCCAUAUUUUUUUAUAUAUAUAUUUUGUAUUAUUAAGAAUGAGAAUACCUAUUAUAUAUUAUGUAAUACUAAAGUUUAUUGAUUUGUUUUAUGUAAUACUCUGAAGUGUAAGCUUUUAUAAUGUUUUUAUUUUAGAUUGAAAUGGAUACUAUACUAAAUAAUGUGUUGAGUGAAUUGAACAUUUUAAGAUUUUCUAAUAGUUCAACUCCUGUAUUAGAGCCAUUAAUCAAAAAACUCUCCGAUAUAAAAACAAGGCCUACUCAAAGUGACAUAUUAAAAGUAAAUAAAGUUCAUUUUUCCUAAUUUUAAUGUCUAUAAUAAACAAUAGUAUUAUGUGUAACACAAAUGUUAACAAUUAUGAGUUUUUUGAAAUUUUCAGUGUAUAAUUAAAUUAUUAACCUUCUUUUAAUCUAAAUAUUUUAUACUUUCUAAACCUCAUUUUGUAAAAAUUUAAUAAUACACUAACUAAUAACUAACUAACUAACUAACUUAUAAGUUGUUGAGAAAUGAGAAAUAUCACAUAGUCAUAAAAUUUGUUUUUUUUAAUAAUGUAACUUGAGUAAAAAUAGGAUUUGAGAAGGUUAAUGUAAUCCAACUAGUUAUGUAAAACUGUACAUUUUGAAAUCCACCAAAUAUUUUAAAAUAGUCUUCAUAAAAAUAUUUUUAAAUGAUGUAUGAUAUGUAUAUAAUAAAGCAUUGAAAGUAUUUACAUAAUUUAUGUUGUGUAUCAACUAAAUUUUAAAAUAAACUAAGAAAUACUCAUGAGAUUAUGUUUAUACAUAAUUUAUUUUUAAAUAAUGAUAACUUACUAAAUAACUUGUACCGAAAUAUUAUUUUUUGUUGUCUUUUAUACAAAUAUUAAUUUAAUUGUAUAGGUUAUGACACCGCCUUUUGCAAGUGACAUGUUCAAUUAUGAGCGCAUGGAAACCUAUGGUGAUAGUUUUCUAAAAUUUGCUAUUUCAUUAGUAUUAUUUGAUGCAUUUCCAGCUGAAAAUGAAGGAUUUCUUACUGAAUUAAAAAUGAAAAUUGUUGGUAAUCGAAACUUAGCUUAUGUUGGCAAAAAUAUAGAUAUUGGAUCCUACUUAAUGGUAUUUCAAGAGCUAAUAGAAACCUUAACAAAUUCAAAGUACUGUAAUAAUUAUUAUAUUGUAGGUUAAUAUUUUUGACCCCAUGGAUUGGAUACCUCCGUGCUUUUCUGUUCAUACAAAAAUAAAGGAAAUCAUUGAAAAGGGUAGUCUGCAAUCAGAUGUACUUCAUCAAAUAUCCAUUCCAAGAGAUGAUAAACUUUCAGGUAAAUUUAACCAAAUAUUAGUUUUAAUAUUAAAUACUAAAAUAACAGUUAAUUAUGUAAAAUGUAUUUAAUUAGUAUUUAGACAAAUCAUAUUAAAAAAUAUAAAUAUAUUAGAUGAUUAAAAUUAUUUUUAUAAUAUACAAUGUUUUAAUUUUAAAUUAAAUUAAGAAUUCCUAUUCAUAAUUUAUAACUCCAACUUAUGGUGGAGUUACCUAUAGCCAGUAUCCCUGCUAUGGACAAUCAUUUUUAUUUUAUUCAUAAACAGUUUAAUUUUUAGAUUCUGAGUGGAGUGAAGAAGCUUAUAGUUUUACAAAAAUGUUUUUUUUUUUUUUUUUUUUUUUUUUUUUGUAUCUGUGCCCAACCUUUCUACUAGAAGACUUGCUCAGAUUUCUAUGUGUAGCACCUUUUCUAAAAAGAAAUCGGUGUAGGGAGGUCACUUCCAUUUUCCCAAAGUUUUCUCAACAAAUGUGAAAAACCAAAAAAACAACAGAAGGAAAACUGGGAAAAUAAGUAUAACAUUAAAGAAAAUUUAUAAAGCGUUUUUAAUUAGUAUUUUACUAUUAGAUUAUUAUCAAUAAUUGGCUGAACUCUGCAUGGAAUUUUUUUCUCAUAAGCAAUGGUUUAUUGUUACCUACAGGUAUACAUUAAAUUAUCUAUAACAGUGGCUGCACCUGUCCACGUUAUCCUAGGACAUCUUUUUAAUUUUAUAAAGCAUAUAGUUUUUUUUGUAUUCAGUUACAUUAAAUAAUUUACUGGUUGGUGUUAAUUAUAACAAAAACAUAGAAAGAGUUUGGUUAUAGAAUGUGAAAAUGUAAUUUUAAAAUAUUGAUACAUACUAUUUUUUCAUUCUAAUAUGUUUUAAAGUUUUGAUUUUUUUUUCAAUUAUCGUAGAUAUCUUAAAUCAAAUAUUAAUUAUUUUAAAAAUGUCUAUACCACCCUAUUAUGAUUAAUUUAAUAUAUAUUUUAGGAAAAUUGUCAGAUAACACUUGGAUCAACAUAGAAAUUGAGCUCCUGAAGUUCAAACAAGUAUCUGAUAUGCCAAUGUCUAAUAGUGAUGAAGAAAAUCCAAGUGUAGGUCAUUCACAGUCCGAUUUAUUUAUACAUAAACAAUCAGUUUCAGAUAAAAUGGUAGCUGAUUCUGUAGAAUCACUUAUUGGAACUUAUGUAAAAGUAAGUUGAUUAAACAAAAAUGUUAUACUUAAUACUUAUAAUAUAUUUUUUUUAAUUAAAAAUUUUAGAGCUGUGGAGUUGAAGUAGGUUUCAAAAUUCUUAUUGGUCUUGGUAUCUUACCUGAAAGAUUUGUUGACAAACUAAAAGAAAAACAAUCAAAUAUUCAAUUUAUAAAUUGUUCAAACAUUUUACCUGGAUAUGAAAUACUAGAAGAUCGAAUUGGUUAUUCAUUUAAAAAUAAGAGCUUAUUAAUUCAAUCUCUUACUCAUCCAACUUACCAAACUGGAAUUACUGAAUGCUAUCAAAGACUUGAAUUUCUUGGUGAUGCUAUACUAGGUUAGUCAAAGCUUUUUCAAUAAAAUAAUAAUUCCAUUAAAAAUUGUUUAUGUAUUAAAUAAAACAUUAGAUCUAGGACCAGAUUAGAACUCUGAAAUUUACUGUUCUCAGUAUUUAACCAACCCAUUUUACUAAUCAAUACCCUGUGUUUUUGAGUAGGUACUUUAAGUACUUCUCUAGGUGUAUCUCUCUAGAUACACAUUUUGUCUUUUUUUGGGGUAAAUAUGUCAGCAAAAAAACAUUUAUUUGCUACAAAUUUUGAGAAAAUAAAAACCAAAAACUUACGGAAUUAACAAAAUUAGUAAACUUAUGACAUACCACAUAUAUAUCUAAUACUUAGCAAAAACCAAAGAGAGGACUUAUAAACUUCAUGAAAUAUAUUACUUUUUAAUUAAGUAAAUAAUACCUCUGUCAAACCCUGAAUUUUUAAUAGUUUAAUUUUCCUAACACUGUUAUUAUACAUUUAAAAAUAAUUUUACAUGUAAAUUAUUAAAAUUGUAAUUAUUUUAAGAGCACAAUUUCAAUUGACCAUUUAAUUAUUAGUAAAUAUUUUAUUAAAACCGAAUAGUUAUGGAUAGUUUUGAUCUUUUGCAGAUUUCUUUAGGAAUGUAGGCUGUUUUAUUAAUGCCUUUUCACCUUUUACAAUUCUUUUAGGUUCUAAGUGGAGCAAAGAGGCUUAUAGUUUUACAAAGAUGUUUAUUUUUUUUUUAUCUGUGUGCAACUUUUUUACCAUAAGACUUGUUCAGAUUUUUAAGUGUAGCACUUUUUCUGGAAAUCGGUGUGGUACUUUAGGGAGGUCAUUUUUUUAAUUUUCUCAAGAGUUAAAAAAAUAGGAAAAUGUAUAAAAUAUUACAAUUUUUUUUGUGCACAACUUUCCUAACAUCAAUUUUGUUCCAACUUAUAAUGAUAGCAAUGUUUCUAAAAUGAAAUUUCAUUAGAGAGGUAAUUUUUCGAUUCUCAGAAGUUUUUUCAUUAAAUUUGAAAAACUAGGAUAAAACAUGGGAUAACUAGGAAAAUUGGUUCAACAUUAAACAAAUGUUAUUAAAGAAAAUAUAUAAAGCUUAUUUAAUUAUUAUAUUACUACACAAUAACAUAUAUUGUUGACAAAUCAUCAUUUUUAUUGAACUCCGCUCAGAAUUGUUUUUGGUAAGCAAUAGUGUAUCGUUGCUUACAGAUAUACAUUAUGUUAUCUAUUACACCACUGUUAUUCAUGCACCUGUUCCCAUUAUCCUAGGACGUGUUUUUCUCAUUCUAGUCUUUAAAUAGGUAUGUGUUACAUUCAAAUUUAAAAAUAAUAAUAAAACAAUUGUUCAAUUUGUUCAACUUAAUAAUUGAUGAUUGGCGCUAACAUGUAACUAUAGGUGUAGUCAAAAGGAACAAAUUUGCACUCCGAGGAUAUUCAAUUAAAAUACUCAGAUAUCAUUUUUUUUUAUUCCCAAAAUGAAACUCCAUCCACUGGAACGCGUUUUCAUGCUAAAUGUUCCAUCUACAUGUAUAAGUCUAUGAUGUUAAAUUUCCAAUAAUCUAUAGAACUCCUACACGUAUAACCUAACCUUUUACACCAGAUUGCAUGUAUUCCCGUGUCUCAGCAAACAAUACAUGCAUGAUUGCUACUGCCACAGCUAUCUAUUAAUUAUUAUUUAAUAGGAAUAUUACCUAAUAAUGUGUUAUUAAGUAUUUAACUUAUUUAAAAAAAAUUUUAUUUAGUCCCAAAAUUUAAAAUUUUGUGGUUCUCCACCAGACUUAAGCCUGUUCCGCCAACCUAAUCUGGACCUGAUUUGAUUAAUUACGCCAAAAUAAUAAGAAUAUCCUAUUAUAAAUGUAAUUAGGGCCUGUUAAUGCUAACUUAACAUAACCUACCUUACCUUAUUUUUUUUUUUUUUACAAAAUAGAAAUAUUGUUAUACAUUCAAAUUAAUAUAAAAAUUGUAUACAAUUUCAGAUUUCAUAAUUACAACAUAUAUAAUUGAGCAUUGUCAUAACAAAACUCCUGGAGAAAUAACAGAUAUUAGAUCAUCACUAGUAAAUAACAUUACAUUUGCCUCAUUAAGUAUUCGCAUUGGGUUGCAUAGAUUUCUUCUAGCUAAGUCAAUAAAAUUAACUGAAGCUAUUGAUCGUUUUUAUGAACAUCAGCAAAGAAUUGACCAUAAAAUUGGCCAAGAAGUAAGACUUAAAUAAAUUUACUUUUAUACUGUAAUGUAAUUGAUUAUUAUUUAUUUAUUUAGGUUCUAUAUCUCAUAGAAGAAAGAGAUUAUUGUGUUGCUGAAUCUAUUGAUGUACCGAAAGUAUUGGGAGACUUGUUUGAAUCACUAAUGGCUGCAAUUUAUUUAGAUUGUGGUCGAGAUUUAAAUUUUGUUUGGUCUAUUUGCUAUAAAUUUUUGGAACAUGAAAUUAGUGAGUUAAAAUAUAUGUGAUAAUAUUUAUGGUUUAAUAAUUCAUUUCAAAAAUAAUGUAUUUUAUUUAAUUCACACAUUUGUAUCUGCAUCUCUUAUACAUUAAUAUCUCUUCAAAUUGUUUGUAUGUUCUAUUUAUAUUCAAUAUACUAUUUUAAUUCUGAUAACAUAUAUUGAUAAUAUAGUAUAUCAAUUCUAUACCUCAGAACCAUACAAACGUAAGUCGCAUUAUUUUUUAGCAAAAAAAAAACAAUGUAAAACAUGUAAUAUACUAAUUAAUAAUCUAAAUAAUAAUUUUUCGACUUACUUUCGUCUAGUUCUGAAGUACAGAAUAAGGAGUUUGGAAAAAAAUUAUAAAUUGGUUAAUCAUUUUUUGAUUACAGAAGAAUUUUGUACAAAUAUUCCCAAAAAUCCUAUACGUAUUUUGCACGAAACAAAAGUAGUACCAAUUUUCAGGUCUGUAUUAUUAUAAUAUAAAUUUAAACUAUAUAUUUGCAUGUGUACUUUAUUGAUAAAUUUAAUAUUUAAAAACUAUAUUCACUAAAUUCUUUUUUUAUUUCAUUAGUUAAAGAAUAAUUUUUAAAACUUAUAUAUUUUUGUAAUAGAUUUAAUGUUUCUAAAUGAAAUACAAUAAUUAAAAGUAUCCUAAAAAUCCUUUGAACUCUAUGUAUUUAAUAAUUUUUUUUAUUUAAGUGACAAUUUUAGAAUUUAUUGCAGUUAUAAAAAUAAUUAUAUAACUAUCUGUAUAGUUAUAAUAAUAAUAUUUAUUACAAUAAUUAAAUUAGUAUUUAUAAUUUUUAUUUUAACAUAUUUUAAGUAUCUACCUUAGAUGUCUAUUUUAUUUUAUUAUUUGAAAAACAUGAUCCUGAAGCAAUUGUUAAUACCGUGUUUACUAUAAAACUUAAAAUUUUAGCUACUGAGUAAAAAAUAUUUUGGUUUUAUUAUGUGUCUUAUUUGUGUAAACAACUGUUCUACCAGAAUCUUGCUCCAAUAAAAAAAAAAAAAAAAAAAAUACUAGAUUUUUUUCUAGAAUUUUUCUAUCUAGUUGUGCAUUAGGGUGAUAAUUUUUUAAUUUUUCAUCUAAUUUUCUUUAUAAUUCAAAAAAAGAAUUCUAUUUCAUAGUAUAUGUCAUUAACAGUUUCAUUAUUUUGUUGUAAUUCAGGUAAAAAUAAUCAUAGAUUACUUAUGUUAGCUUAUAUUUUUUAGCCGUUUUAAUUUUUUUGGUCAUCCUUAAUGUUUGAAAAUUCAAUACUAGGUUCAUUAAAUUCUCUAGUUUAUAGUAGAAAAAAAAAUGUUGAAUGUAAAGUAGUAGUUUUAUUAUAUAAUUAAUGUGCAUUGACCAUCACUACUAUCAUUUUUUUACUGUUUUACUUUUUAAUAAGUCUGUUAUUUUAUUUACAGUAAACCUACUGCUUCAAAUCAAUCAAUUCAAAGAGGCAUUGGAACUAUGGUACAAUUAGAAAUAACUGUGAAUAACAAAAUUAUUACUAUUUAUGGAUUUGGCCAAAAUAAAAAAGAAGCAAAAGUUGCUGCUGCCAAAAUGGCAUUAAAAAGAAUGAAUGAAAUGGUAUAAGUAUACAUUUAUAUGUGUGUACAGACAUUUUUUUUUUUCAUUUAUAUAUUUUUUUUAUCAGUUUAUAUUUUUGAUGAUACAAAUUAACUUUUAAAAAAGUACCUAUUUUACAUAUUAUAAUCAUGGUUAUUAUAGGGAUAUAUUAAUUUAUACUUUUUAUUUUAGAACACAUUAAUAAAUAUUCUUUACAUGCCAGUAAUAAAC
Cinara cedri is the source of this 42214-nucleotide messenger RNA. NCBI's taxonomy places the organism in Eukaryota, Metazoa, Arthropoda, Insecta, Hemiptera, Aphididae. The record is from the annotation of a GenBank genome assembly.